Molecule: messenger RNA, 1362 nt
Organism: Selaginella moellendorffii
Lineage: Eukaryota; Viridiplantae; Streptophyta; Lycopodiopsida; Selaginellales; Selaginellaceae
Product: caffeic acid 3-O-methyltransferase
Exons: 3
Coding region: 1-1185 (394 amino acids)
Biological process (GO): methylation
Molecular function (GO): S-adenosylmethionine-dependent methyltransferase activity; O-methyltransferase activity; protein dimerization activity
Source: RefSeq, a predicted model, not a curated record
AUGCUUGAGAUUGAGCAGAGCGUUGCUGACGAACACAUCCGCAGUCACAACCACUUUGAGGUGCUCCAGUGCAUAGAUCGCGCCAACGGUACCGGGAGGAAGGAGAAGGUGCUGUCAGACGACAGAGAGCGUCUCAAUUUCCUGGAGCUCAUGUCGCUCAGCACUGUCCCAAUGGCUUUAAAGGCCAUAACUCUCCUGGACGUGCCUCAGAUCAUGGCUGACGCGGAGCAAGGCACCAUGCUGUCUGCACGACAGAUCUCCAAGCGAGUCAGCUCCAACAAGAACAAGAAGAGCGUUAACGUCAAUCACCUGGACCGCAUCCUCCGCUUCCUGGCCAGCUGCGACAUCUUCGAGGCCAAGAAGGUGGACGACGAGUCGGGCGAGCCGGAGCAAGUCUACGGCCUCACCCCGAUUUGCAAGUACUUGCUGCGGAACGCUGGCGGGGCUUCACUGUCGACGUUGCUGCUGGUGAGGCACGACAAGCAGCUGUUCCAGUCGCUGCAUCACCUCCACGAUGCCGUGCUCGGGGACGAUGUCCCGUUUGCAAAGGCUCACGACCGCAACCUGUUUGAGUUCCUGGAAGCCAACCCCCAGGAGAGCAACCUCUUCAACACUGCCAUGUCCGACAUGUCGGAGAUCUACAUGGAAGCCAUCGUGAACAAUUACCACGGCUUCAAGGAUACCAAGACGCUGGUGGAUGUCGGGGGUGGCACUGGAUCCAGCCUCGCAAUGAUACUCACCAAGUAUCCCCACAUUCACGGGAUUAACUUCGACCUUCCUCACGUUGUUGCUGGUGCUCCGGAGUACGAUGGAAUGAAGCACGUUGGAGGAAAUAUGUUCGAGCAAAUCCCAGGCGGAGACGGGAUGUACUUAAAGCACAUAAUGCACAACUGGAGCGACGAUUCCUGCAUCAAAGUGUUGAACAACUGCUACAAGUCGCUCAAGAACGGAGGCAAGAUCAUAAUGGUGGAGUUCCUCGCACCUGACCCGGGGGAUCACAGCCAGCGAGCUCGGGUGGCUCUAAGUUACGACUUGGUCAUGAUGGCGCAUUUCCUUGGCAAGGAAAGAUCUGAACGCGAGUUCCGAGAUCUGUUAAGAGCAGCAGGAUUUUCGCAGAUCCGGAUCGCUCUCAGGGUCGACUGCGUCGCUGUUGUAGAGGCCCACAAGAACCCGUACGCUCGAUAGUAGAGCUCAGAUCCCCUGAUGUUUCCAUUCCACCCGAUAAGAGACACAUAACGUACCUCCUCCCGUUGUAAAGAAAAAAACAAAGAAGAAGACGAGAAAUAGCAGCUCCUAGGGCCUGCAUCUCCUUCGCCAUCUCCUUUCCUAUAAAAUCGAAUGGGGAAAACAUUUCAAAGUCAA